Drosophila santomea is the source of this 1387-nucleotide messenger RNA. Its product is annotated as nucleolar protein dao-5. The coding region runs from base 253 to 933 and encodes 226 amino acids. The record is from RefSeq and is a predicted model, not a curated record. The transcript is spliced from 3 exons. Lineage: Eukaryota; Metazoa; Arthropoda; Insecta; Diptera; Drosophilidae.
UCUGCCUCUAGAAGUCGAUCGUGAUCGUGGCCAGUCAGUACCGCUCGCUAGCAGAGAAGCCGAGAAACCGAGACCGAGACCCUCGCCCCUCCCCUCCGUUCAACUAAGAUAAUCAAAUAUAAAAUACACAAGUGUUUUUUUUCUAGUUUAAGUUUAAGACGCGCGCGUUUCGAGUUCUUUUUGUUGUUGGUCCACGCCAAAGCCCACGCAUUGAAAAACACGCACAAGCACAAGCACACACAUCACGACAAAAUGAAGUACUUCAACAUCUGCCUGCUCUUCAUCGUCUGCGCCCUGUGCUACGGAGUGGUGUCCGCCCAGGAGGAGGGUGGUCCCGCCGUGUCGCCGGCGAAGAGGAUCGCCGCCCUGCGCCGUCCGGUCGGUAAGGCGGCCAAGGUGACCACCACGACGACACCGGCGCCAGCACCGGCGGAUGCCGGCGGCGAGGGCGAGGAGUAUGACGAGGAGGCCGGCGAGCAUGGCGAUCAUGGCGAGGAGGGCGACGAGGCGGCCUAUGCCAGCUCCACCACCACCACCACCACGGAGGCGCCCAAGAAGGUCGGCCCGGUGAUCCGGCCGUUCCGCUCCAACGAUGAUUUCCUCAACUCGCUGAAACGCCGCCAGGCGAACGCGAAGAAGCACCGCGCCGAGAAGCCACCCAGUCCCAGCAAGCCGGCCAAGAAGAGCGACGAGUCCAACUCCGGCGAGCAGGAGGAGCAGGCAUCCGCGCCAGCACCCGCCCCAGCAGCCAGUCCCGCCAAGGGUUACAAGGGCAACUCAGCAUUGAGCCGUCGCAAGCUGUCGAAGCCCGCCAAGGCGACGCCCGUGGAGGCGGUGGAGGAUGCCGCCGCCGAGGAAUCGGAGCAGCAGCAGAAGGAGGAGACGAAGCCCAAGCGCCCCAUCGGUCGUUUGGCCCUGCGGAAGCGCAACUAAGCGGUGGGAUUUGAUUAUCAAUGAGUUCCAACUCCUAUUCUCUACAAAUCCCAGUGCCUACCGCCCCCGCCCCCGCCCCACUUACAUUUCCCUCUGCCCAUCGAAUCAUAUGGCUAGCUAUGUGGCAGCCCGAUCUGCCCUUUAGUUCUUAGUUCGCAAUUGAUUUUUCGUGUAUGUAAUAUAUUUGUAAUCUUAUGUUGUAAACAAAAACACACGCACACACACACACACACACACACGCACACACAACACUUACUCAAUCACGCCCACCACCGCCACCAAGACCACGCCCACUAUCCAGAGCCAGUCCCAUCCUCCAUGCAAGUGAUAAAUACGCAUAUAUAUUUCGCGAAUAUAUGUGCGAGUAUUUACGCGGGCACAAUUAUGUAUUCUUCACAACCAUCAAUCAAACAAUCAAUCAAUCAACCAAUAAUAAAAACAACAAAAUCAAAAA